GGAAAAGACGACAGCGACGGCUCUGCGGGCUGGAAGAACACCAACUGACCGAGAAAACUGUUAGGAAGAGGAGAAGAUGUGAUACAGGAACAUCGAGCCUAAGCUGAGAAGUGAGAUGGUGUGGAGACUGCGGCCGGAUGUGGAUCCCUGUGUUGUCCCACAAGUGGCUGGAAUCUCAAGUCUCUGGAAGUAUUCUGCCUGUCUUGGCUUUCCAACCCCACCGAUCCUCCAGAGCGCACCAUGUAUGGACCCAGGAGGCUGGGCUGCAACUUUGGGAUGACUUGGAGCGCAGUCCACCAGGAGGAAAAUGCUUCCCGCGUGGGGUCCUGACACCUGCACAUGGGGCUUUGCCAUUAUUUCUUCUGGAUGUUUCUGUAAGGAGAUUGUUUCUGUAGAGAAAUCCCACUUGAGCAUCAUAUACACAGUCAUAAAAUUCAUAUCAAGAAAUGGGACCAGCCAGUCUUCCCUGCAACCUGAGGCAAAGAGAAAAAUGUCAUACCCUAGGAAUGCAGUGGUGUCCUUUGAAAGAAGAGGAUGCCAUUCCCCAUGUGAGGGCAAUGGAAGCUCAUGGAGGAAGACCACCAGAUCCAGAGAGAGAGCGACCAGGAGAGGAUACCAGCGUGAGACAGCGAAGCGGUCGGCCUCCUGAUGUUGGCGGUGCUGAAUGUGUAGAUAACACAGAUGCCAAAUUGCUAAGACAACUGCAAGCUCAAGAAAAAGCCCGACAAGCUGCACAAAUAAAGCUUUUGAGCAAACUCCAAAAGCAGGAACAGGCUCGCAUUGCCAAAGAAGCUAAAAAACAACAAGCAAUAAUGGCUGCUGAGGAGAAGCGACAGCAAAAAGAGCAGAUAAACAUUAUGAAACAACAGGAAAGAAUUAAGAGAAUACAACAAAUCAGAAUGGAAAAAGAACUUCGAGCCCAACAAAUUCUAGAGGCUAAAAGGAUAAAGAAGGAAGAAGCUGCAAAAGCCAAAUUUUUGGAGGCUGAGAAACGAAAACAGGAAAGAAUUAAGAGAAUACAACAAAUCAGAAUGGAAAAAGAACUUCGAGCUCAGCAAAUUCUAGAGGCUAAAAGGAUAAAGAAGGAAGAAGCUGCAAAAGCUAAAUUUUUGGAGGCUGAGAAACGAAAACAGGAAAGAAUUAAGAGAAUACAACAAAUCAGAAUGGAAAAAGAACUUCGAGCCCAGCAAAUUCUAGAGGCUAAGAGGAUAAAGAAGGAAGAAGCUGCAAAAGCCAAAUUUUUGGAGGCUGAGAAACGAAAACAGGAAAAAGAACGGUCGAAGCAAGAAAAACGUGAUGGGAAAAGAUUAAAGAAAGAGCUUAAACUAGAGCAACGAAGAUUAGAAUUAGAAAUUGCAAAAGAACUAAAACGUGCUGGGAAAAGAUUAAAGAAAGAGCUUAAACUAGAGCAACGAAGAUUAGAAUUAGAAAUUGCAAAAGAACUAAAGAAGCCUAAUGAAGACAUGUGCUUAGCAGACCAAAAGCCUUUGCCAGAGUUGCCUCGUAUUCCAGGACUUGUUCUCUCUGGAAGUACAUUUUCAAACUGUCUCGUGGUGCUGCAGUUCUUAGGAGAGUUUGGUAAAGCUUUAGGCUUUAAUGGAAAUACUGAUGUUCCAAACCUGAGUAUUAUUCAAGAGGGAUUGCUGAAUCUAGGGGACAGCAUGGAUAAAGUACAAGACCUGCUUGUGAGGCUCCUGUCAGCUGCUGUGUGUGAUCCAGGUCUAAUUACAGGAUACAAGGCCGAAACAGCUCUUGGAGAACAUUUGCUGAAUGUUGGUAUGAAUCGAGACAAUGUUUCCGAGAUCUUGCAGAUCUUUAUGGAGGCCCGUUGUGGACAGACUGAGCUCACCGAAAGCCUGAGGACCAAGGCUUUUCAGGCCCACACUCCGGCCCAGAAAGCCUCGGCGCUGGCCUUCCUGAUCAGUGAGCUGGCGUGCAGCAGGAGGGUGGUGAGUGAAAUUGACAAGAACACUGAUUAUAUGUCAAACUUGAGGAGAGAGAAAUGGAUGGUAGAAGGUAAACUCCGCAAGCUCCGAAUCAUUUAUGCUAAGAAAGCAGGCAAGAGAGACACUUCAGGUGGCAUCGAUCUUGGAGAAGAGCAGCACGAGUCGGCCACCCCCACUGCAGGAUGCAAGCGAAGAAGGAAGGGCGGGGACAAUGACGCUGAUGGCAACAAGGAGGAGGAGGAGGAAGACAAGGAAGACAAAAAAGGAAAGAAAACUGAUGUCUGUGAAGAUGAGGAUGAAGGUGACCAAGCAGCAAGUGUUGAAGAGCUAGAAAAACAGAUUGAAAAGCUGAGUAAACAACAGAGUCAGUACAGAAGGGAGCUCUUUGAUGCGUCUCACUCUUUACGUUCGAUGAUGUUUGGCCAGGAUCGUUACAGACGUCGGUAUUGGAUUUUUCCCCAGUGUGGGGGGAUUUUUGUAGAAGGCAUGGAGAGCGCUGCAGGGCUGAAAGAAAUUGCAAAAGAAAGAAAAAAACUAAAAAAAGCAGAAAGCAUCCAGACCAAAGAAAUAUUUGAUACUUCUGACGACCCUUUAAAUUGUUCAAAUCCGGAUCAUUGUGAGCAAAAGGAAGAUCCUAACGAAAAAGAUAACACAAAUCUAAUUCUUCAGAAUCCUGGCUCUUUUUCCAAAUUAAGCAAGCUUUUAGAAGUAGCUAAGGUGCCUCCUGAGUCAGAUGUAACGACCCCCAAACCAAAGAGCGGUGCAGAUGGGUGCGCACUGCCUCACCAGAACCGUGGGAGACACUCACCGGGCAGCAUGCAGCCAACGGUGACACAGAACAGCGUGGAAGAGACAGACUCGAAUCUGGUCAGUACCGGUUCAGGUGGUGCAGGCAAGGUCUACAGUCCUCUCCCCAGGGACCAGUUGUUACUGCCAAGAACACCUUGGGAGGACACUUCCCUUACCCAAGCCGAUGCGCCAGCUGCUUCUUCACCAACUCCUCGGGCCCAGCCGCCCUCUAAGUCACCUGCAGCUCUUGAAGUAGCCAAACCAGUAGAUUAUCCUAGUCCAAAGCCUAUUCCAGAAGAAAUGCAGUUUGGCUGGUGGAGAAUUACUGACCCAGAGGAUUUAAAAGCUUUGCUCAAAGUGCUACAUCCCAGAGGCAUAAGAGAAAAGGCAUUACAAAAACAAAUUCAGAAACACCUGGAUUACAUCACUCAAGCCUGCAUCGAGAAUAAGGAUGUUACCAUUAUUGAAUUAAAUGAAAAUGAAGAAAACCAGGUAACUCGAGAUAUUGUGGAGAACUGGUCAGUAGAAGAACAAGCAAUGGAAGUGGAUUUGAGGAUUCUUCAACAGGUAGAAGAUCUGGAAAGGAGAGUCGCAUCAGCAAGUUUGCAAGUAAAGGGUUGGAUGUGUCCAGAACCGGCAUCAGAAAGGGAGGACUUGGUCUAUUUUGAACAUAAGUCAUUUUCUAACUUGUGCAAGGAGCACGAUGGAGAAUUUACUGGCGAAGAAGAAAGCAGUGCGCAUGCACUAGAGCGGAAGAGUGACAACCCCCUAGAUAUAGCUGUAACCAGGCUCUCUGAGUUGGAGCGAAACAUUGAAAGAAGGUAUCUGAAGAGCCCCUUAAGUACCACCAUUCAGAUCAAACUGGAUAAUGUGGGCACAGUUACUGUCCCUGCUCCUGCACCAUCCAUUAGUGGUGAUGAUGACAGAAUUGAAGAGGACAUUGUUCCCGGUCUCAGGGUAUGGCGAUGGGCAUUAUCAGAAGCUCGCAGUGCUGCACAGGUGGCUCUGUGCAUUCAGCAGUUACAGAAAUCCAUAGCAUGGGAAAAAUCAAUUAUGAAAGCUGCAAGUUCACUGAAAAGGGGCCGCAAAGACAGAAAAAGGAAAAUAGAGGAAAACACCUGCGGUACUGGAGUAAAACAGGAAAGCUGUACUCGUGGAAAGAAACUGAAACAGGACAACUCUGACCUGACUCUUGGCAGUACAAGCCCUACUAAAAUGCAAACUCGUCUCAAUAAAGACAUGAAAAAAAGAAAAAUAGAGGAAAACACCUUCAGUAACUUACCAAACCAGGAAAGCUUUAAUUCUGUAAAGAAAAUGAAGCAAGACCACUCCGACCUGACUCUUUCCAGUACCCUUACUGAAAUGGACAGUCAUGAAGAUGCACGGCCUUUUGUAGAACUGCCGGAGCGCAGCACACGGAGUCGUCUGCGUUUCCGCCUCAGGGAUGGAAGACACGUUGUUAUUCAAAGUGCGUAAGCAGCUUUAUAAUAACGUGUGGUAUCUGGGGGUCUCAUCAACAAGAAAUAAAGUGGUUAAACACACACACGGAACAGUC
Manis pentadactyla (Chinese pangolin) is the source of this 4290-nucleotide messenger RNA. RefSeq names its product bromodomain adjacent to zinc finger domain protein 2B-like. Bases 447 to 4211 code for a protein of 1254 amino acids. NCBI's taxonomy places the organism in Eukaryota, Metazoa, Chordata, Mammalia, Pholidota, Manidae. The transcript is spliced from 29 exons. The record is from RefSeq and is a predicted model, not a curated record.